Messenger RNA from Ectocarpus sp. CCAP 1310/34, 2212 nucleotides. The record is from the annotation of a GenBank genome assembly. Lineage: Eukaryota; Phaeophyceae; Ectocarpales; Ectocarpaceae.
AUGACACUCCCACUCCCGCUCCCGCUCCAGCUCCGGCUCCAGCUCCGGGUCCAGCUCCAGCUCCAGCUCCAGCUCCAGCUCCAGCUCCAGCUCCAGCCGACGCUGACCUGCCGGGGCCAUCGCCAGGUCAGGGAGUUAGUUUUUCCCAACUUGGAAGACGGGACCGGCGAGUAUGGCGAGAAGACCCUGAACAAGGCGGUGGAGAUGGUGAAAGCUGUGCCCGGAUUCACCCGUGGUUUCGAAGUGACGAGAGUCAGCAAAUCCAGGGUGGGCUGCAACUUCAAAACGGUCCUGUGGUGGGGCGCCCGACAAGACGCACCAGUCGUCGGAAAGGCGAGCUUAUCUGCGUUGGCGGAAGGAGGCAUGUGCCUUACGCACCACACGCCGACUUCAAACGGAAAGGAGCACGCGCCCCCAACAACGUUCGACAACGAGAUGUCUCGCCAGGACAUUUACGAGAUGUCCGACUUCAUCAUCGAUCUUGCUGAUUCAGGCGUGAAGACGGUAGAUCUCCACAAGACUGUUCAACAGAAGAGCGGGAAGAGGCUGGGCCGUGAAGGGAAAGCGUUGGUGCGAUGCAUCGUUGAAAAGCAUCUAGAGGACUCAAGAGAAGCCUUCAACGACGCCCAGGAGUUCCUGGCGCACCUGCAGCGAAGCAAGGCUCACCUUUGGUUCAGGGCAGACAACCAGAGCCGCAUUACGAGCAUCGCCUGGGCGUCUGACGUGCAGAAGGCCGCCGCGGUGCGCUUCCACUCCGUCAUCAUCACGGACACUACGUUCAAUACGAACCGGUACAAGUUCUCCCUCGCUCUGGUCGUCGUCGUUGACCACGAGAACCACAGCCAGAUUGUGAUGCAAGCCCUGCUGUCGAACGAGCGGCAGGAAUCCUUCCAAUUCGUGUACGAGUCGUUGAAGGAGCUCUGCGAAGGAGGAAGCCCAAAGGUGUGCUUCUCUGACAACGAUGCGGCCGAGACGAACGCGAUCGAGCUUGUCUUCCCGGGCACCGUCCACAAGUUGUGCAUCUGGCAUACGUACGGGAACAUCCGGGAGCAUGGGGGGGGGCUUGGGGAGGGUGUCCUCUCCGAAGUGAUCCGCAAGUUCAGGAAAGCGGCGUUCGCGCAAACGGUGGAGUAUUUUCUGCAAGCUAAGACAGAGCUCCUGGCCUUCUUGCCCCGAGAGAGCAAAAUGUACAACUACAUGGCAAACAACAUCUUCGGCAAAGGGCGGGUUGAGAAGUGGGCGUCAUGCGUCCACCCUGGGCUUCACACCCUCGGCAUCUGCUCCACGCAGCGAGUGGAGGCCAUGAAUAGUGCGGUGAAGAGGUUGGUCACGAGGUCAGGCACCAUGGUGGAGCUCAACCGAGCGCUCAUGGGCAAAGUUCAGGACGACGCAAACAAAACAAAGAGGAAGAGCGACGGAGGAAGGCUCCCCCGAGCGCCGUUGUCGAGCAUGUCUAGCAUGGAGAACGUCAAGCGCGGACUCCUUAAGCAUUUCAGCUUUGUCGUGGACGCGGUGAAGCACGAGCGGAGUAGCACGCACGCAAUCAAGGACACAGAGGCACAGGUCGUCGCCGCUCUCGGUUACAACGCCACGUGCCUGGUCAGAGGUGAAGAUGAAGCGCGGCUACUGCUCGACGAGCUGGUGGCCGACGCAGACAAGGCGAAACUCUGGUACGACACCUCCUCCGGAGACCUGAUCGACCCUUUACAAGCAACUACCGGAGCCGCUGGCGUCUCCAUGGUGUCCCGCACAUCCGUGCCCCACUUUGCUCACCUACUCCGGGACCAGAACGUCAACUCGGUGGUGCGCGUCAGCAUGAUCACUCCGCCGUCUGAAUUCGGCCACCUCGUCGCUCUUGGGCCCGACGGGUUCUUCCUCUGCACUUGCUUGCGGCAGCUGGAGCACGGCCUGCUUUGCCCGCAUGGCCUUAAGGCCAUGUGGACCGAGGGUGUCGACAGGUUCAACGGAGCGACCAUUUCACCACGGUGGCGGGAGAGUGAGACGCCGUGGCUGAUGGCCGACCUGGCCGCUAAGCCUGCGACCCUGUCGGCCGGAUUGGCGGCGAGUGCCGGCCUGCCGGUGGCUGUCAGCCAGCCGCCGCGUGUCGACCCCAACUCCACCGCCUCGCGCUCCGGCCCUAACGUGCCAUCAUACGCAUCCACAGUCUGGCGGGCAUCAACCGCGCAAUAGAGAGCAUCAAGUUCUUCGCCCG